Molecule: messenger RNA, 3947 nt
Organism: Phyllopteryx taeniolatus (common seadragon)
Lineage: Eukaryota; Metazoa; Chordata; Actinopteri; Syngnathiformes; Syngnathidae
Gene: tox
Product: thymocyte selection-associated high mobility group box
Exons: 10
Coding region: 579-2393 (604 amino acids)
Biological process (GO): regulation of transcription by RNA polymerase II; leukocyte differentiation
Cellular component (GO): nucleus
Molecular function (GO): chromatin DNA binding
Source: RefSeq, a predicted model, not a curated record
CCGGUUACGGUAACAGGCGUGCGCUUGAUGGCAGCGCUCUCUUUGUAUGGGCGCCCAGCAAAGUAGUAGCAGCAGCAGCAGUACAGUAGUGUAGGAGUGCAGUAGUACAGCAGUCAGUGUAGUAGUACAGUAUCGAAGCAGUUCGAGCUGCAGCUCAGGCUCGCCGGACUAAACAUCGCUACCGUCAAAUAAACAGGCGGAGAGGCAUCUUGCAGUGAGUUACUCGCUCCCAAAUCGUUUUUCAUUUUGAAUUCAUUCAUUGUCAACGAAGAAGUGCGUCGACGUCGAAGUUGGGGGGAGUCGCUGGAGCUUGAAAACCGGCAUGGAGAGAAGCCCUCGUUCCAAAACUUGCGGGAGCCUGUAAAGUCCGCUUUUCGGCUUCGUAAAAGUCCCGGAGAGCGGCGCUUGGCUCGUGGAUGUCCGUCCUCGGCUUUGAACGCAGACCUCCAACUUUGUAAAACAACAGAACGAACCGAACAUUCGUAUUCGUUGUCGUGGGAGGCAGAAAGAACAGAAGAAGAAUAGAAGAAGAGUAGAAGAAGAAUAGGAGAGCGGGAGAAGUGGAUGUGUGUCCGGCCAUGGAUGUGACAGUUUACCCAGCACCUCCCCAGCUUCUGGCCGCGUCAGAGCACAGCAGACUGGGGCAGCUCUCCUACCCCGACCCGGCCUUCGGGACCAGCAAGUUGGAAGGAGACACCAUGUUCCUGAAUAUGCAAGAAACGGGCUUCGACUAUGGUUCAAACAACCAGUUUCGUGUGCCGCAGCCCCCUCAGCCCCUCAGCAAAGUGACACCUCCCAACCCUGCCUCGCAACACUGGAGGAGGGACACGCACAUGCACGACACGCACCGUCUGCCUUGGUCUUAUUCAAUGGGAGGUUUGGGUGAUGAUGACUACAACAUUCCACCCAUCACUCCCCCUACUUUGCCAGACCACAUGAUGCCCCCGCAUCUGCCCCACGAUUCCUCAACUGGACCCUAUCCCCCUCUGGAUACCAACACCAGCUCAACGUCACACCACCCCUACCAGCUACAGGGUAUGAAUCUGGCCGGAAUGCCUGCCAGUCAGGAUGGAGCGCCUAUGCUGAGCCAAGAUGGGGGUACAUUCAGCCCAGACGGGUCAACCAUGACCAAUACUCUAUCUGUGAUGCAGCAGAUGGUAAACUCUGAUUCUCGGUUUACCAGCAGCCAACAGCCCAUUGAAGCGGCGCUCGGACCCAAAAACCCGUCAGGCAUGACCCAAGCGAGUCAGUUGUCCACCAUCAACCAAUCCCAGCUGGGACUCAGUGGGAACUCUGUUACCCACAAUUCUCCAUCUCCUCCUGGAAGUAAAUCAGCUACGCCAUCUCCGUCCAGCUCAGCACAUGAGGACGACAACGAUGAUGGAUUCAGGGGCAAUGGAGGUGAGAAACGACCAGCAGCGUUUGACAUCUCCAAGAAACCCAAGACGCCAAAGAAGAAGAAGCGAAAGGACCCCAAUGAGCCAGUGAAGCCGGUGUCUGCCUACGCCUUGUUCUUCAGGGACACUCAAGCUAACAUUAAGGCCCAGAACCCCAACGCCACCUUUGGAGAGGUGUCAAAGAUUGUAGCCUCCAUGUGGGAUGGCCUGGGAGAGGAGCAGAAACAGGCGUAUAAGAAGAAGACAGAGACCGCGAAGAAGGAGUAUCUGAAACAAUUGGCUGCCUACAGGGCCAGUCUGGUCUCGCAGAGUUACAACGAUCCAUCUGAGAUGAAGCCGCCCCACUCUUCCUCAUCGUCCUCUUCGUCCUCCGCCUCCAUGUUCACAUCCAAGCCAUCUGUCUACACAGGCCAGCACCCUUCCUCCAGCUCACUGGCCCACCCGCUCCCACCCCCCCAGCACCCAGGCAUUUACAUGCCAUACCCUCACCCGUCAAACCUCACCCACCAUCCCUCGAACCCCGGCCUUGGACACCCUCACCUCCCCCCACCGCACGCUCAGAUCCAUCCCCAGCUCCAUGCCCUGUCCUCAAGAGGGACAGUGCCACGUCCCAGUUUGCCUCACCAGGGAGGGCUGUCCCUUGGCGGUGUGGUGCAAGCCUCCACCCCACCUCAUCAGGUCAGCCCUCCGCUCCACAGCCAGGCACACCUGGGUGGGCUGCACAGUCCACACCAGCAGCACCAGCAGCAUCAGCAGCUCAGCGGUCACUCACUGGGGAUGACACACUCUCCAGCCAUCGCACAGGCCUACUCCCUCCAGCCGGAGUAUCAGCCAAUCGGAGGAGGCCUGAUGAAUAGCGGAGCGGUAAUGUCAUCAUCAGUAGACUACCACCAGCUGAGUCGACACAUGCCGAACCAUCACCCGUCUCUCGACUGGAGCGGUGAUUACCAUGGCAACGGAGGACCUCAGCGAGAUAAAUCUUUGUACCUGAGUUAAUUUCCGAGCAAAGUGACACCAAACAUCGUUCACAUCCUGCUUCUGCCACAGUGCGGAACCUCAUUCGAACCGCCACUCGAGCGGAUUUGCAGUAGAGCCCCCACAAGACACACAAAAAGUCCUCACUAAAUAUUUGUUUAUCCAAAAUGAGUUACAGUCGCAUAGCAAAUAAGAGAAACGAAAUGGGGCAUAUUUAUCGUGUCCUUGAGAGGGAAGAGAGGAAAUGUAAAAACAGAGAGACUUCCUGGCUCUGCGCAUACAGUAGAUUAGUUAGACUGGUUGAAUUUGAUCUACUACUUAGCAUUAUAUUGAUUUGAACUGAAAGCAUGUGUUCCACAAAGGUUUUCACAGGCUGGGCUCAGAAGAGUGCAGGUUGAUGUAUAUAAUGUAAAGGGAUUAUUCUCGCCGACCGCUACGAAGGCGUAUUAGGGUCACACGCAAAUGCACAUUUUGGAGGAAGUUCUGACAAUGUCAUAAAAUGUAAUAUUAUAUCGGACCAUACACAGUAAUAAUCACUUCAGACAUUUCAUCCAAUAUUUGUAAAUAUUUCGACGCAAACCCAACAAACGAGGCAAUUUAAGCAAACAUUUGGAGAAUAACAAUACCUCAGUGAUUAUGGUGUUAAUAUGCAAAACAAAAAAUAAUAAUAAACAAUCUUUUUUGGUCAAAAGCAAGCAACAACUCCUCAUCUCAAGUCAACAGUAUGUUGAGUACAGUAUGGUUAUAUAUAUUUUUCUCAUUGGUUCUUUUCAGUGCGACCCAAAUACUCCUUCGUAAAAUUCCUAAAUUCCCAUUAGCCCUAAAAAAAUAAAUAAAAUAAAACACAAAAAAUCUUUCUACCUGUUUUUGUUUGUCUCUUUGUAUAGUUUGGCUGGUCUACCAGUUCUAAAAAGCUCUGAAGAGCGUGUGUAAAAUACUGUCAUGCAAUUGUUCGAGCUGUCCCCUUAGUUUUCUUUACCUCCAUAGUAUAUUGCUGCAGCCAAAGUGAAAAGAGCACAGCACACACAAGCCCACGUUGUUCUCACACAUCUGUCGGGCGCAAAUCCAGUGUAUUUUAGUCCUUGAAAUAAGGAAAUGUCAAAUCAUUAUUUGUCGAAUGCUAAGGUUUAUACGAUGACAGCUCCUCCUCCGUCCGUGCACACGUCUGCCUGUUUCCAAAAUGAGUUUGGAUCCAAAGUUACGUGUGUGCGCGAGUGAGCGAGUGUGUUGAAGAGAAAGUGGCGUGCUUGCUCGAGCUGCAUGGUCUCUUUUUUUUUGUCAUCUCGACUUCUCUGUGCACAGAGGCUAUUUAUGAACCUAUAACUAUUGCUCUGUUGGCUGUGUGUAAAUGUUUUAAUCAAGUUAUGUUUUAGUGUUAAUGAUGAGGAGAGAGACUCUCUCUCGCUCUCUCUCUCUUGCUCGCCCUGUAUCUUUUUUGUAUUUUAUGUGUUUUUUGGCAGAUGAAAGGACUCUGGGCAACAACCAUGAAGAUUUUCUUAUUUUUAGAUUCUAAAAAUGUGUUUGAGAAUAAAGUCAGUGCUGCAUUGAUGUGCAGUCAUUACUCCAAAGUCUUGA